AUAAUCCAGUAUGUCAUAAAAAUAUGACAGCUUUUGGCAUGAUAUUUUGAUUAGAGAAAAUAGUGAAAUUUGCAAUGAAUGUAACCCAACAUGCAAUAAAAUGGAUUAAAAAUGCGGGCACCUACCGGGCCUAUACCCUGAGUUGCCCGCCGCGCACGCCGCCCGGCCAGUGCGGCUGCGGCGGCCGUCAGCCCGCGCCCCCGAUGGACUGCCGCCCCACCAAGAUCGCACCCAAUCCCUGCUGCCCACGUUUCCAUGAAGGUCAAGGAACCUGGAAACCAUACAAGUACCUAUUCCUUCUCAUAUUGCCUGCAAUAAUCGCCCACACGUUAAAUUGCUUAGGGCAUUGUACACCACCUAAAGGAGAGUGCCGUGAAUACGAGUUCAUGCGUAGACGCACCAAAAGGUUUCCAUGGGGCGACGGUACUAAGACUUUUUUCCAUAACGACGAAGUUAACCACCUGCCGUCAGAAUGCACGCCCGCGCCGCUGGAGUGCGAUUGAAAUGUGCCGUCGUCGGGUGGUAGAUGACAGAAACGUGCGCCGCGAUAUCUUAAUAAUUGCCGUGCAGCCGCGAAGUCCCCUAAACCCGUCUCAAUCUUCAAAGUCUACAAAGUACCUAACGCUAUCUGAUACCU
Cydia fagiglandana is the source of this 637-nucleotide messenger RNA. RefSeq lists its product as uncharacterized. Lineage: Eukaryota; Metazoa; Arthropoda; Insecta; Lepidoptera; Tortricidae. Gene Ontology annotation, molecular function: enzyme regulator activity. Gene Ontology annotation, biological process: mitochondrial electron transport, cytochrome c to oxygen. Gene Ontology annotation, cellular component: mitochondrial inner membrane. The transcript has a single exon. Bases 75 to 503 code for a protein of 142 amino acids. The record is from RefSeq and is a predicted model, not a curated record.